Molecule: messenger RNA, 1188 nt
Organism: Pneumocystis carinii B80
Lineage: Eukaryota; Fungi; Ascomycota; Pneumocystomycetes; Pneumocystales; Pneumocystaceae
Exons: 11
Coding region: 1-1188 (395 amino acids)
Biological process (GO): protein farnesylation
Cellular component (GO): protein farnesyltransferase complex
Molecular function (GO): protein farnesyltransferase activity
Source: RefSeq, a predicted model, not a curated record
AUGCACCCAUUGAUAUUACAAGAUAUUAUUCAAACGGAAACAGCAACACUUCAAGACCAAACAGAGCAAAUAUGCCUACCCUAUUUGACGAAAGAAGUGAAUCCUAAACUUGACCAAAAAACUCAUGUUGAAUAUCUAUUAAAUAUAUUAACUAAUCCUCUUCCAAAGUCAUAUUUGACUUUAGACGCGUCUCGUCCUUGGAUUAUUUAUUGGACUUUAUGCGCAUAUGCGUUAUUAGGACAAUCAGUAGAGGAGUAUAGAGAAAGCAGAACUAUACAGUCAAUUUCAGCGUUACAGCUAGAAUCGGGGGGUUUUAGUGGUGGGCAUGGUCAAAUUGCUCAUUUGGCGCCUACAUAUGCAGCCGUUAUGGCACUUUGUAUUGUUGGGAGUGAAGAAGCAUAUGAUACAAUUAACCGAUCCAGUCUUUAUUGCUGGAUAAUGCGAUUAAAACAAUCGGAUGGAAGCUUUGUGAUACAUGAAGGUGGAGAGAAAGAUGCACGAGCGGUGUAUUGUGCAUUAUCAGUAGCGUCAUUAUUAAAUCUUAUGACGCCAGAAUUAAUUGAAGGAACAGCAGUAUGGCUUUCUAGAUGUCAGACGUAUGAAGGAGGAUUAUCAGGAUUUCCAGGAGCAGAAGCACAUGGUGGUUAUGCAUUUUGUGUAUUAGCAUCAUGGUUAGCAUUUCGUCAAUCAUCAAUAGAAGGAGGAUUUUCAGGACGAACGAAUAAAUUAGUUGAUGGAUGUUAUUCAUGGUGGGUUGGAGGAUGUUGGGCAAUUCUUUCGAGCGUAAUGGGGGAUAUUAGGACACCAUUAAUUGAUAAAGAUGCUUUACGAAGGUUUAUUCUUACAUGUUGUCAAUAUAAAACGGGUGGACUUAGAGAUAAGCCGGAAAAGCAAGAUAUCAGGAUAUCCCGAUCAAUAUCAUACAUGUUAUUGUAUUUCUGGUCUUUCAGUUAUACAAAACAUAAAAAAGAUACAGCAUUAGGUGAAUCUGUAUUUAAUUGGCAUCAUGAUCAUCUUAUAGAACAAUCUAUCUUUACUACUGAUCAAGUUAAGGCUGUACACCCUAUUUUAGCCAUUCCUAUGGACAAGCUUUACGAUAUUUGGCUUUGGCCUUCGAGUACAAUAUAUCGAAUGACAUUUAUUCACCUUGUUAUUCAUGCUGGAUCUCGAAUACCAAAGCUUAUAUAG